AACUGGAACUUCACCGAGCAAGCUCUCCCCGACGAUCUAAUCAAGAGGGGCAUGGCGGUGGAAGACCCAACUAGUCCGUACAAGGUGCGGUUGCUGAUCAAGGACUACCCGUACGCAACGGACGGGAUGGCCAUCUGGCAUGCCAUCGAGGGGUGGGUGGUAGACUACCUGGUCAUCUACUACACUGACGACGGCGUGCUCCUGGAAGACGUAGAGCCGCAGGCAUGGUGGAUGGAGGUGCGAGAGGUCGGGCAUGGCGACCUCAAGGAUGCACCUUGGUGGCCCAACAUGCAGACGGUGGCGGAGCUGGUCAAGGCCUGCAUCACCAUUAUCUGGAUUGGGUCGGCUCUGCACGCGGCCGUCAACUUUGGGCAGUACCCUUACUCAGGUUAUCACCCCAACAAGCCAUCGGCGAGCCGGCGCCCGAUGCCCGAGCGAGGCUCCGAUGAGUACGCGGAGCUAGAGAAAGAUCCGGUGAAGGUGUUCCUCCGCACCAUCACCCACCCGUCUCAGGCCCUCAUCGGCAUCUCGCUGAUAGGGGUCCUGUCCAAGCAUUCCUCCGACGAGCUCUACCUGGGGCAGCACGACAUGCCGGAGUGGACGUCGGACGCCACGGCGCUGGAGGCGUUCAAGCAGUUCGGCGUGAGGUUGGAGGACAUCGAGAAACAUGUGCUGGCCAUGAACGUGAAUCCUCAGCUGAAGAACCGCAUGGGACCAGCCAUGUUUCCCUACAUGCUGCCCUACCCCAACACCUCCGACCACACGGAUGAGGCCGAAGGGCUCACGGCCAGGGGCAUCCCCAAUAGCAUCUCCACCUGA
Triticum aestivum (bread wheat) is the source of this 819-nucleotide messenger RNA. Its product is annotated as linoleate 9S-lipoxygenase 2-like. Gene Ontology annotation, molecular function: metal ion binding; oxidoreductase activity, acting on single donors with incorporation of molecular oxygen, incorporation of two atoms of oxygen. The transcript has 4 exons. The coding region runs from base 52 to 819 and encodes 255 amino acids. The record is from RefSeq and is a predicted model, not a curated record. Gene Ontology annotation, biological process: lipid oxidation. Lineage: Eukaryota; Viridiplantae; Streptophyta; Magnoliopsida; Poales; Poaceae.